Molecule: messenger RNA, 1260 nt
Organism: Porites lobata
Lineage: Eukaryota; Metazoa; Cnidaria; Anthozoa; Scleractinia; Poritidae
Source: the annotation of a GenBank genome assembly
ACUUAUGCAUUUGCAUUUCUGACUACUGCAGCAGGUGGCAUUAUACUCAGCGUUGACCGGUUAAAUUUUUGUCUCAUAACGAAGGAUUAUAUUCGAGGAUAAAAUAGUGGCUUGCAUGUUUCUAUGAUAGGUAAUUCUUUUUAUUCACAGCUAGAUUCUAUUUAUUGGCUUUUGUGAUCUUACAGGUAUUUUGGUACCGUUAACCAUACUGAAGGCUGGUGUCCUGGAAGCAAAGCGGCGAGUUUCAGUCAGAAUGGUUCCUAUGCCAUUGUGCCCAGCAUUAACAUAACAACCUGUGACUUUACAAUUGCAUUUUGGGUAAAGUAUAUUGGUGUUGACGGGCCUAUACUGGCACUUCGGUCAAAGGGUGGAGAACUAUUUUACGUUACAGUCAAGAAUUCUCGACUCAUUUUAUCGAUACACAACACUUUCCAUUUACAAAUCAAUUACUGGAAUCACGUAGCAGUAACCUGUCAGCUGCAAAAGAUCAAGGUGUUCGUUAAUGGUGAGAAGGAGGCAUUGAUAGACCAAUGGAAUGAGUAUUUGUUUUCAUCGUUAGGCCAUUAUCAGCCAGGGUACAUCAUAGGGAAUGAUCCAGUUUUGGUCCAGAUGCCAAUGGCAAAUGGGGUGUUUGUUGGAGCAGUCAUGGAUCUUUAUGUGACUGGAAAAGCUUUAUCUGCGAAGCAGGUCUCUGACCUGAGUAAAGGUGAGAGUAGUAUCUAUUCAAGGUUAAGUCGUAUUCUUCGACUGCAGUCUCAAAUCCUCAAUAGGGGUCUGUUGGAUGUUAAAAUACUUAUAUUGUUCUUUUACAGUCUUUGCUUGACAAUUAAGGGCAGCUUGGAACUUUAAAAAAAUGCAAACUUAAUUAUUAACGUUAUGCGUGGAAAUAAAUAAUUAAUCGUAGUAUUAUUCUCAUUUUUUAAAGGCAAACCAAUUACACCCGUGAUAAACAAGGAAGAGUCGGAAAUACAUGGUUGCAAAGUCAAUGUAACGUGGAGUAGAAAAGAAAUAUGCACCAUAACGAAGACCACUGUACGCUUCAGGGAGAUAAAACCUCAAGGCGAUGAAGCAGAAUGGACAGAAUAUAAUGUUUCUUCAACCACCUAUUAUCUCCUAUAUCUGGAAUGCGACAAGAGAUAUGAAAUUGCAGUAUCUUCUUGGUUUGGAGAAGUUCAAAGCGAGUGGUCAGUCUCUCGGAAAUUUAACACUACCUUUGCAGGUGAGACGUUACCUCAUGUACACUGUAUGUUCAAUAGCUGA